Cuscuta campestris is the source of this 908-nucleotide messenger RNA. The record is from the annotation of a GenBank genome assembly. Lineage: Eukaryota; Viridiplantae; Streptophyta; Magnoliopsida; Solanales; Convolvulaceae.
CUAAAUACCUUACCAAGCUCACCCCUACUCCAACUAAAUUUUCGUGCAAUUAGGGCUAAAACGCCCAUGAUUGAAAAAAAACUACCGGGGCGAAUUCAACACAGAUCGGGAGAACCGACUGGGCUAGCUUGGAAACAAAGGCAGCAUGGACGAAGCUUUGGAAAGGCACGCUAAAUCUAUCGCAGCUCCAUUGGUGUUCUUCAUCGUUGGCGUUUUUCAAUUUCUCUCCCGAUAUCUUGAAAUCCGAAAGACGAAAACAUCAAUUUCCGACAAGGAUGCACAGUUGAAAGCAGAAAUUAAGCAGCUCACGAAGGAGGCUAAUGCAUUGUCUCAGCCUUCAACUUUUGCGCAAGCUGCAAAGCUGAAGAGGAUGGCUGCAGCUAAGGAGAAGGAACUUGCUAAAAGUCAAGGAAUCUACAAGAAGGAGACAAAGAUGACCUAUGAUAUGUAUACAAAUUGCCUAUUGAUUUUAAAGAUCUUCACGUACUCUAUGCUCCUUCUCUGGUUUUGGCGUGUACCUGUGGCUUCUGUAUCCAAGCAGCUGGUACAGCCUUUUGGUAAAAUGCUAUCAUGGCGAGCAGGAGGCUUUGUAAACGACAAUGUCAUGGUUGGGAUCAUUCCAUGGUUAAUCCUGUGUACUAGGGUCAGCAAAACUAUUUGCCGUAAAGUACUGACAUAGGCACGAGAGAAUAGAACACCCCCAACUCCUUAUGUGUAAUGUAUAUUUCAUACUUGCCUCACCCAUAUAUAGUGUCCAUUUUUUUUGACACUUGAGAAUUUCAGCGAGAAUUCGAGUGUGAAUAUAAUCAUUUUAUGAAACAUUCGUGACGUCCAUUCAUUAAACUUAAGAGGGUCACUAAGUUCUUGUACUGAUAAUCUAUCUAUCUGAAUCAAUUAUGAUUUGAAUC